AUGCCAUCAUUGGACGGGUUUUUCACUUUCAUCGCUGUGUCUUUCUUGCAGAGUUACUUAUCAUCGAAAACCGUUUGUAUGUCUGGUCAAACAAAAGCUGGACGGAUUUAUGACGUGAAGAAUCUUUAUGGAUUGCAAGAAAGCAUCGCUACUGAGAGUGCUCUUCACUUGGCAACCUCCAAGCGUGGUGCUGUCAUAACCAGAUCCUCAUAUCCAUCAGCGGGACACUACGCUGGUCAUUGGCUUGGAGAUAACUCGGCGAGUUGGUCUGAUCUUAAGACGUCGGUCAUCGGUAUUCAAGAAUUCAACAUUUUUGGUGUACCAUAUAUUGGAGCUGAUAUUUGUGGUUUUCUUGGCAACACCACGGAAGAGUUGUGUCUUCGCUGGCAACAACUUGGAGCUUUCUAUCCAUUUUCAAGAAAUCAUAAUGACAAAGGCGCACUGCCACAACAUCCCACUAUGUGGCCUAGCGUUCAAGAAGCUACUCGUGAAGCGAAUUUGUUCAGAUAUGAGUACUUGCCAUAUCUUUAUCUAUUGCACUUCGAAGCAUCUCGAUCCGGC
This is a messenger RNA of Anisakis simplex (herring worm), 561 nucleotides long. NCBI's taxonomy places the organism in Eukaryota, Metazoa, Nematoda, Chromadorea, Rhabditida, Anisakidae. The record is from the annotation of a GenBank genome assembly.